CGCAAGACAACACAUUAUGCCGGAAUAAAAUAAAUUCUAACCUCUAAUUUUAUGUUAUUUGCGAACAAAAUUGUUAGAUAAAUCUAAUAAAUUUAUUAUAAUUAUGACUAAUAUAAGCGACGGAGUAUGUGCAAUUAAAGAAGAAUAUAUAGUAAAGAGGACAACUAAUAUUGAUACAGAAAGUAGUUCUAAUUCAAUAAAAAGAAAACUUGACGAUACUGGCGACUGCAAGGAUAAUAAUGGUGACAAUAAGCUAUCAAAAAAUAAUAAUACUGAUAAUAUAUGGACAAAACAUAAAAAGAGGGGUCAGAACAAGGCGAGACCAAAAACAUUUCAUGAUAACAAAGAAGACAAGCCUUGCCCUAGCAUUGUGGAUGUAAAAUGUUCGGAUGAAGUAAAACCCUGCCAGUAUACAAACUGUAAAUUUAUACAUAAUCCUAGUGAUUAUUUAACUACAAAACCUAAAGAUAUCAGUCAAAAGUGUCAUAUUUUUGAUAUUCGUGGUAAAUGCCCUAGGGGUAUAGCUUGCCGGUUUGGUUCAGAACACAUAACGCCCGAAGGUUACAAUUUAGUCAAUGAGGAAAAAUUUAUGAAAUGGAAAGAGGAUACCCAAAACACACUGCAACAUACACUUCAAAUACAGCUCCAAAAGAGGACAUAUGAUUUAAGUUUUGCUGAAAAACUUGUUAAAUUGAUGGAUACAAGAAAUAAAUCUUUAGAAAAGACUUCAAGUGACCUUGAAAAUACUACUACGGAAAAUACUGUAGAUAAAGAAAAAAAAUUCAGUGGUACCAUUACUGAUGAAGAUAUUAUCAAACUUCUUCCCAGGGAAAAGAAAACCAUAAACUGGGAAAAUAAAUUAUAUCUCAGUCCACUCACUACUGUGGGUAAUUUACCUUUCAGAAGAAUUUGUAAACAGUAUGGUGCAGACAUUACAUGUGGUGAAAUGGCAUUGUGUGAAUCCUUGCUUAAAGGUACUAAACAAGAAUGGGCACUAGUAAAACGGCAUGAGUCUGAAGAUAUUUUUGGGGCACAAAUAUGCGGAAAUAAUGCAUAUAUAAUAACGAAAGUUGCACAGCUUUUGCAAGAAAAUGCUCACCUUGACUUUAUAGAUUUAAAUCUUGGGUGUCCUAUUGACUUAAUUUACAAGAAAGGAGGUGGCAGUGGAAUGAUGCACCGUUUGCCUACACUUCAAGCUUCCAUAACAUGUGCUUCAAAAUUACUUAAUAUACCAUUUACUAUUAAAAUGAGAACAGGUGUUUAUCAAAACAAAAAAAUUGCCCACACCAUUAUUCCAAAAGUUGUUGAAGCAGGUGUCUCUAUGGUAUGUCUACAUGGAAGAUCGAGAGAAGCAAGGUACACUAGAUCAGCGGAUUGGGAAUAUAUUGAAACUUGUGCUAAAGCUGCUGCCCCUUGCCCUGUCUUUGGUAAUGGGGAUAUUUUAAAUUAUGAAGAUUAUGUACAAAGGAGGGAAAUGGCACCAUCAAUUCAAGGUGUAAUGAUUGGCCGCGGAGCAUUAAUUAAGCCUUGGGUAUUUACAGAGAUUAAAGAACAGAGACUUUGGGAUAUAAGUAGUAAAGAGAGAUUUGAAAUUAUCAAGAAAUACACAAAUUAUGGGCUUGAACAUUGGGGUUCAGAUGUACAAGGAGUUGAGAAUACUCGAAGAUUUUUAUUAGAAUGGCUAUCCUUCUUGUAUCGUUAUGUUCCAGUGGGACUCUUAGAAAGACCACCUCAAAAAAUUAAUGAGAGACCACCCACAUACUUUGGUAGAGAUGACCUGGAGACACUGAUGGGAUCAGCAAACUGUGUAGAUUGGAUAAAAAUUAGUGAAAUGUUAUUAGGACCAGUUCCAGAUGGAUUUAAAUUUUUACCAAAACAUAAAACUAAUUUGUAUCAAUGAGUGUAGUCCUAGAUUUAUAAGUAUUAUAAUUAAAAUAUAAGUUGUUAUGUUUUAUUAAGCUUGUUUGACUGGUGAAAUUUCUUUUAAGUAAGUACAUAAUUACUACACACAUAAUAUU
This is a messenger RNA of Achroia grisella, 2018 nucleotides long. RefSeq names its product tRNA-dihydrouridine(47) synthase [NAD(P)(+)]-like (gene Dus3). Gene Ontology annotation, molecular function: RNA binding; flavin adenine dinucleotide binding; tRNA dihydrouridine synthase activity. The coding region runs from base 104 to 1900 and encodes 598 amino acids. The transcript has a single exon. Gene Ontology annotation, biological process: tRNA processing. Lineage: Eukaryota; Metazoa; Arthropoda; Insecta; Lepidoptera; Pyralidae. The record is from RefSeq and is a predicted model, not a curated record.